CCACUGCCUAUCACCGUUUAAGGGGUUGUGUUCGUAGCAUUGUUAGAGCAUCGUCGAAGCCUCCCUCGGAGCAUGGAGAGUCGAGACCAAUUAUCGAAAUAUAUUCUUAAUAAAAGCUCGGAUAGAUAGCAUCGAACUGCCCCCCCACCUUUCUUCUCAACCCACACUCACCGCUUCACCGCUUCACCGCUUCACCGAAACACGAAACACCAUGGGCACGCGAAUAGUCAUCAAGUGCAGGUCGCAGAAUAUCCCGGGAGAUCCCAACCUGCGGCCCCAAACCAUGGCCAACAUGGUCUGUCGGCGUAUAUGGAACAGAGACUUUGACGAUACGCAGGACCGGGUCCAGUCUCGAGGGAUAUUCUUCCAUGACGGGACCCGAUGCUUCUUCCUCGUGGAUAGUGGCCCACCCGACUCCAAGGAGGUCCAUACAUCCAUGUACAACUGGGAUGGUUCAUGCUUAACGGAACUACCAGUCAGUCCGAUCAUCACAUCCCACCUACACCAGUAUCCUUUCAACCCGGCCAACAAAGAACAAGGCUAUACCGAUGAAGAGUACAGGGAGAAGUUUGGCGACGAGGCAUUCAAAGCCAUGAUGACCGAAAGAAUUCGGCAAAAGAAGAGGAAUAACCUGAGGCUGUUCUCCACCGAGAAGGCCUUUAUGCAGGCUAACCCGGGACUUGUUGACGAGGUGUGACAAGUCCAAGGUACUCAAGAACUUGGAACGCGAAAUGCAUAUCAGAUGGAACUAAUCAUUUCUGUCUGGACUGUACACAUCACCUACCCAUCUUGAAACCCAGCUAUGUCUUUGCCGUCUUUUUGGUGGGUGUAGAGCCGCUGAUAGACGCCUCUCCAUAUGGAUAUGGCACGCGUUCCCGACGCUUCGUUCUGGGCAACAAGUUUCUCUAAUGCGGCAGAGUCUUUCUUGGUAGCUCCACCCGCCUAAUCGAUUCCCAGUGUAGUGAACCGCCUGAGAAGAGGAGGCUCGCCGCGUUCAUGGUUCUUCCUUUAUAAGGUACCUUACCGUACUUAAUUAUUGCGUGUUCUGACAUAAUACCGCCUUAUAAAAUGUAUGCGUUUACAGUGGGAUAUGUCA
This is a messenger RNA of Sodiomyces alkalinus F11, 1096 nucleotides long. RefSeq lists its product as hypothetical. Bases 212 to 697 code for a protein of 161 amino acids. The transcript has 2 exons. The record is from RefSeq and is a predicted model, not a curated record. NCBI's taxonomy places the organism in Eukaryota, Fungi, Ascomycota, Sordariomycetes, Glomerellales, Plectosphaerellaceae.